Messenger RNA from Terrapene triunguis (Three-toed box turtle), 1290 nucleotides. Its product is annotated as ubiquitin carboxyl-terminal hydrolase 11-like. The annotation marks the transcript as partial. Gene Ontology annotation, biological process: protein deubiquitination. The transcript is spliced from 10 exons. Lineage: Eukaryota; Metazoa; Chordata; Testudines; Emydidae. Gene Ontology annotation, molecular function: cysteine-type deubiquitinase activity. The record is from RefSeq and is a predicted model, not a curated record.
GGAUUGGCCAGGACACCUGGGUUCACUCUUUCCUGGCGGGAGCCCCGCUCCCUUGACCCCAGCAGGUACCUGCUGGAGAAUCACUGGUACCAGCAGUGGAAGGAGUACGUGGAAUCGGGUGACCAGAACUCCAGCUCCUUCCCGGGACACAUCAACAACUCAGAGCUCUUCGAAGACCUGGAGUCGUUCCGGCUGAAGGAGCGGCUGGUGGAGUCCGAGGAGUAUGUGCUGGUGCCCGAGGACGUGUGGAACAAACUGGUGAGCUGGUACGGGCUGGAGCACGACCAGCCGCCCAUCGAACGCAAGGUGGUGGAGCUGCCCAGCACACAGAAGGUGGAGGUGUACCCGGUGGAGCUGUAUCUCUGCCAGCACAACGACAUGGACAGCCCCGUCACCGCCCAGUUCAGCCGUGUGGACACCAUCGACGCGGUGCUCCAGGAAGCCCGGCGCCAGUUUGAGGUGCCCCCUGAGGACGAGACCCGGGUCUGGGUGAAGAACUCAGACGGAUCCUGCGAGCGGCUCCGGAACAUCCACAUGACAGUGCUGGACGCCUGCCUCAGCACGGGGCAGGUGGUGAUAAUGGAGACGCGAAACAAGGACGGAACCUGGCCCAGCUCUCGACCCCACGUCAUGAGGAACUCCGUGGAGGACGAGGAGCUGUACAGGGGGCAGCCGGGGGUCUGCGGCCUGACGAACCUGGGCAACACCUGCUUCAUGAACUCCGCCUUCCAGUGUCUCAGCAAUGUGCCCCCCCUCACGGAGUAUUUCCUCAACAACCACUACCUGGGGGAGCUCAACUUCAGCAACCCGCUGGGCAUGAAGGGUGAGAUCGCCGAGGCCUACGCCGACCUGGUGAAGCAGGCCUGGUCCGGCCACCACCGCGCCAUCGUGCCGCGCAUGUUCAAGACCAAGGUGGGGCACUUUGCCUCACAGUUCCUGGGCUACCAGCAGCACGACGCGCAGGAGUUGCUGUCCUUCCUGCUGGAUGGGCUGCACGAGGACCUCAACCGCGUCAAGCGCAAGGAAUACGUGGAGCUGCGGGACGCAGCCGGCCGGCCCGACGAGGAGGUAGCGGAGGAGGCCUGGCGGAACCACAAGCGCCGGAACGACUCCAUCAUCGUGGAUAUCUUCCACGGCCUCUUCAAAUCCACCCUGGUGUGCCCGGCCUGCGGCAAGGUGUCUGUCACCUUCGACCCCUUCUGCUACCUCAGCGUGCCCCUGCCCGUCAGCCAGGAGCGCGCCAUGGAGCUGUUCUUCGUCUACAUGGACCCCAGCCGCAAGCCCCAGCAG